Aspergillus sclerotioniger CBS 115572 is the source of this 875-nucleotide messenger RNA. RefSeq names its product H(+)-transporting V0 sector ATPase subunit c''. NCBI's taxonomy places the organism in Eukaryota, Fungi, Ascomycota, Eurotiomycetes, Eurotiales, Aspergillaceae. Gene Ontology annotation, molecular function: proton-transporting ATPase activity, rotational mechanism. The record is from RefSeq and is a predicted model, not a curated record. Gene Ontology annotation, cellular component: proton-transporting V-type ATPase, V0 domain. The transcript is spliced from 5 exons. Bases 1 to 603 code for a protein of 200 amino acids. Gene Ontology annotation, biological process: proton transmembrane transport.
AUGGGUUACUACUAUUCUGCUAGUGCUGCAACCGUGUCACUCCUGGUGAUAGCAGGGUAUCUGCUCUUCCGCGGUGAUGAUGAAGAGUUCAACGUCGGCUAUCUACUCGAGUCGGUAUCCCCGUACGCUUGGGCGAACUUUGGAAUUGCUAUGUGCAUUGGAUUGUCGGUCGUGGGUGCUUCAUGGGGUAUCUUCUUGACCGGCUCAUCGAUCGUUGGUGGAGGUGUUAAGGCGCCUAGAAUUCGCACCAAGAACUUGAUCUCCAUUAUCUUCUGUGAAGUUGUGGCUAUCUACGGUGUCAUCAUGGCCAUCGUCUUCUCCUCUAAGCUCAAUUUGGUUGAAGGCGAGGGGCCCUUCUCUGGCAGCGACUACUAUACUGGAUAUGCGCUGUUCUGGGGCGGUAUCACCGUGGGCGCCUGCAAUCUGAUUUGCGGCAUUUCCGUUGGUAUUAACGGAAGUGGUGCAGCCCUGGCUGAUGCUGCUGACCCGAGCUUGUUCGUGAAGAUCCUCGUUGUUGAGAUCUUUAGCUCCGUCCUCGGUCUUUUUGGCUUGAUUAUUGGACUCCUGGUUGGAGGAAAAGCGCUUGACUUCGGAGCCGCUUGAAGAAUGUUGAUGAGGGCGUAGAGGGCCAUGAUGGGGAUGAUCUGUAUGACCUAUAUCAGUCUUGUCUUCACUUUUCUAUUCUUUGUCCUAUUUAUAGGCCGCAUUGGGCGCAUGGAUUCGAUUUGACUGUAGAACGGUUGGCUAUGCGUGAAUAGCAUUGAACGUCUUGCUGCUUUGACUGAUGGGGAAAUGAGGGAAGGAAGGGUGUACAGUAACUGUUGGGAGAUAUCACGAGAUUAUUCAAAAGACAAAACAUGCCAAUUCAUAAGUUC